This is a messenger RNA of Blastomyces dermatitidis ER-3, 1831 nucleotides long. RefSeq lists its product as uncharacterized. Bases 759 to 1760 code for a protein of 333 amino acids. NCBI's taxonomy places the organism in Eukaryota, Fungi, Ascomycota, Eurotiomycetes, Onygenales, Ajellomycetaceae. The record is from RefSeq and is a predicted model, not a curated record. The transcript is spliced from 2 exons.
GGCGGACAUAUUACUUGCGAAAACAGAAUUUUCCCAGCCCCCUCUGAAAAUUAGUAGCAAAACACCACCAAAAAAUCAAAAUAUCUGCAUUUCUCUAGAAUCAUUCAAUAUCAUCCAAUACAUGUCUUUUUCAAUCAAAUAUCAUUCAAAUACACGUCUUUCUUACCUUUAUCAUCAAUAUGUCACCUCAACUCUGUGAUUUCACUAUCAACAAGAUUGUACAUCUUCUUAAGAAUGAUUAUAUGCCUGCUGAGAUCGCGCGAAGCAUUGAGUAUCAUCUGUGUAUAUUGAAUUCAAUGAAAUCUUCACUGUUUUGAAACUGCUAGAGAACUCUGUUCAAUAUAUGAUAUAAAGUCAAAGAUCAUAUCAGAUAUCUCUUCAAUUCUGAAGAGAUUUGAUGGAGAUUUUGAAGCUUUUUUGUAUCAUGCAGUUGAGAACUUCAUAAGAGAAAAAGAUAUAAAAGAAUAUUUCAGAUCUACUUAUAUAGAAUAGUAUUAUAAUAAUUAGAAAGAUUCAGAUUACAAUUCAUUAUAAUAUAAAUUUAGAAGUGAAAGCAGUAUGAGAUCUGUUCUUAUCACUAUAAAUAGUGAAUAAAGAUGAUUUGAAUUUCUGCAAUUUUGUCUGUUAUAAUGAACUUUUUAACCCAUCUCUUAUAAUUUGAAAUAUACUCUUGUCAAUAUUCAUAUGAAGCAACUGUUCCCUUGUCAAUCAAUUGAAGUAUUCAUCAAAUUAAGGUAUUGGACUGCUUUGAAUUGGAGAUGGAACAGUGGAUUCAAUGGAAGAUUCAACGGCGGAUUCGAUGGAAGAUUUCAAUGGCGGAUUCGAUGGAAGAUUCAACGGCGGAUUCGAUGGAAGAUUUCAACGGCGGAUUCGAUGGAAGAUUUCAACAGUUGUAUUCGAUGGAAGAUUCAAUGGCGGAUUCGAUGGAAGAUUCAAUGGCGGAUUCGAUGGAAGAUUUCAACAGUGUAUUCGAUGGAAGAUUCAACGGCGGAUUCGAUGGAAGAUUUCAACAGUGUAUUCGAUGGAAGAUUCAACAGUGGAUUCGAUGGAAGAUUCAACAGUGUAUUCGAUGGAUAUUCGAUGGAAGAUUCAACGGCGGAUUUGAUGGAAGAUUCAACGGCGGAUUCGAUGGAAGAUUUCAACAGUGUAUUCGAUGGAAGAUUCAACGGUGGAUUCGAUGGAAGAUUUCAACGGUGGAUUCGAUGGAAGAUUCAACGGCGGAUUUGAUGGAAGAUUUCAACAGUGUAUUCGAUGGAAGAUUCAAUGGCGGAUUCGAUGGAAGAUUCAACGGCGGAUUUGAUGGAAGAUUUCAACAGUGUAUUCGAUGGAAGAUUCAAUGGCGGAUUCGAUGGAAGAUUCAACGGCGGAUUCGAUGGAAGAUUUCAACAGUGUAUUCAAUGGAAGAUUCAACGGCGGAUUCGAUGGAAGAUUUCAACAGUGUAUUCGAUGGAAGAUUCAACGGUGGAUUCGAUGGAAGAUUCAACAGUGUAUUCGAUGGAUAUUCGAUGGAAGAUUCAACGGCGGAUUUGAUGGAAGAUUCAAUGGCGGAUUCGAUGGAAGAUUUCAACAGUGUAUUCGAUGGAAGAUUCAACAGUGGAUUCGAUGGAAGAUUUCAACAGUGGAUUCGAUGGAAGAUUCAAUGGUGGAUUCGAUGGAAGAUUUCAACAGUGUAUUUGAUGGAAGAUUCAACGGUGGAUUCGAUGGAAGAUUCAACAGUGUAUUUGAUGGAUAUUCGAUGGAAGAUUCAACGGUGGAUUUGAUGGAAGAUUCAACAGCAGAUCUGAAUGUGAAUGAUAAUGAGAUUGUGAAUUCAGUUCUUCUAUUCCUUUCA